AAAAAAAAAAAAGGCUUUUUAGAGAGAGAAAACUAGAGAGAGAAAGGGAUGGGCGUGGAUUACUACAAGAUUCUUCAGGUAGAUAGGAACGCCAAGGACGAUGACUUGAAGAAAGCCUACAGAAAGCUCGCCAUGAAAUGGCAUCCAGAUAAAAACCCUUCCAAUAAGAAAGAUGCCGAGUCCAAAUUCAAGAAAAUCUCCGAAGCAUACGAUGUUUUGAGUGAUCCGCAAAAGCGAGCGGUUUACGAUCAGUACGGAGAGGAGGGAUUGAAGGGGCAGGUGCCGCCUCCGGGCGCCGGCGGGUUUCCCGGCGGCGCGGACGGCGGUCCGACGAUGUUCCGGUUCAAUACGAGGAGUCCGGACGACAUAUUCUCCGAGCUUUUCGGGUUUUCGGGAUUUGGAGGUAUGGGGGAUAUGGGAGGCUCUAGGGCUGGGGCUUCGGGGUUUCCGAGGAGCAUGUUCGGCGAGGACAUCUUCGCGUCGUUUAGGGGCGGAGGCGGCGAGGCUUCGACGAAUGCGCUGAGGAAAGCUCCGGCUAUUGAGAGGACGUUGCCUUGCACUUUGGAGGAUUUGUAUAAGGGCACCACCAAGAAGAUGAAGAUAUCUAGGGAUGUCACCGAUUCCAGCGGAAGACCCAACACGGUGGAGGAAAUUUUAACAAUUGAAAUAAGGCCAGGUUGGAAGAAAGGAACAAAAAUAACUUUUCCUGAGAAGGGAAACGAACAACGAGGUGUCAUACCUGCAGAUCUUGUCUUCAUCAUUGAUGAAAAACCUCAUGGUGUCUUUAAGAGGGAUGGCAAUGAUCUCGUUUUAACCCAGAAAAUAUCUCUUGUGGAAGCUCUUACGGGUUACACAGUGCAGUUGACAACCCUUGAUGGACGAAACCUGACCAUCCCGAUCAAUUCUAUUAUCAGUCCCACCUAUGAAGAGGUGGUUAAAGGAGAGGGUAUGCCUAUUCCCAAAGAACCCACCAAAAAGGGAAAUUUGAGAAUCAAGUUCAACAUCAAAUUCCCUUCUAGGCUUACUUCAGAGCAAAAAACUGGUAUCAAGCGGUUAUUAACAUCUUCAUAAACACUGGUGGUAGCUCUCACUGCCGUCUGUUGAAUUUGUGCUCAGAUUGCAUUUGUUUUGUUUCUUAGUAUUUAUUCUGGAAAGUUAAAUUAUGCUUUGUGAAGUCUGAUGAUUUGAAGAAACAACUGUGUAGGAGUUGUGUAUUGAUUUCCCAUGCUCUCUUUCUCAUAUUUCCUUUUUCAUUUAUACAUUUGGACAUUUCAUUAGUGUUAGAAGUUAUAGAGCUCUUGAGGGUAGGAGAAGCGCUGACAUGACACGAAUGCGAUUUUGUUGCAAAGGGCCAUUGAAGAUCCUCUCAUCCUCACUCGCACACAUUAUACCUCGACUCUCGACAGCUUCUUUGAACCAGGUACCAUGAAGAACAAGAAGCAGUUGAUUGUCUUGUGAUAGGAUACGGUGGCAUGAUAUUGCUAAUUGGUUUCUCCUCUGGUUGGUAUUACUAAUUGGUUUCUCAUUUGGUUAUGUGACGCGAAAAAUGUAUGUAGGCUUUAAUUACGUGCCAAAAAGAGGCAUCAGCUGUUUUCUGUUCGUCACUUUUAAAGCUUCGAAGACCUGAAUUGUAGUAACCAACUUGAAUGCGUGAAAAGGUAGACUUUUGAUGAGAUGUUUGUUUUUGAUAUUGCUCUUGAAAAGGGAAGGGUGAUCUAGACGGCUUGAGUGUGAUCUUCGGUUUAACCGACUGUCUCUUUUAUAAGGGGUUGAAGAAAUUGGUAAACCAACAUGCUUAAAGAAGACGUAAUUUAUUUGUUAUCAGAUGGGAAAGUUACAACUAACUCUGGAAGAACGGCUUAAUUUGGGUACUGAGCUGGUUAUUCAUUUUAUUUUUGGUGGCUAUUUAGUCUUCACUCCAUUUGCUUCA
Messenger RNA from Morus notabilis, 1930 nucleotides. RefSeq names its product dnaJ homolog subfamily B member 1. The record is from RefSeq and is a predicted model, not a curated record. The transcript is spliced from 3 exons. NCBI's taxonomy places the organism in Eukaryota, Viridiplantae, Streptophyta, Magnoliopsida, Rosales, Moraceae. Gene Ontology annotation, molecular function: protein-folding chaperone binding. Gene Ontology annotation, cellular component: cytosol. Bases 49 to 1071 code for a protein of 340 amino acids.